AUGACGACAGUGAUUCCGAACUUGAACUUGAACCUGCCUUACCUUCAUCUCAUCCUUUUUUUUCUACAUCCGUCUGAUAAUCCUGGUAUUAUGUUAGUAGCUAAACAAUUUAAUGGUUCAUGCUUUGGGGCUUGGAGGAGAGGGAUCAUUAUAGCUUUGUCUGCAAAAAAAAAAAAGAUAGGUUUCAUCAGUGGUGCAUAUGUUAAACCAUCUCUUACUUCUUCACUAUACGAACCAUGGGAACAGUUUAAUAAUAUGGUGAUUAGCUGGAUUUUGAAUUCUCUAGAUCCGAGCAUAGCACAAAGUGUGAUAUAUUCCAAAUCUGCUAAAAGUCUUUGGGAUGAAUUGAAUAAGAGAUAUGGUCAAUCCAAUGAUGCUAGGAUGUAUGAGGUACAGAAGGACUUGAACUCUAUCUCUCAAGGUUCCUCUGAUGUCAGUGGUUAUUCUACUAGGAUAAAAAGGUUGUGGGAUGAGAUGGAAUCUCUAGAUGCUGACUCUUAUUCAUAUAGUAAUGCUCGGGGAAACAUUCUUAUGAUGGAGUCUCUUCCAGACAUCAGUAAAGCUUACUCACUGAUUAUUCAGGAUGAGAAGCAAAGGGGUAUACAUAAUGUGACAAGCUACAAUCAAAAAGCACCACAAUCUGUCAAUCCUAAUCAGAGAUACAAUUUCAACAACCGCACAACUCAGAAUUUCAACAAUCCUACUACUCAGAAUUUCAAUAAUCAGAAGGGUUAUGUUGACCCUAAGAAGUUGUUUUGCAAGUAUUGCAAGAAAAACGGGCAUGUGAUAGAAAAAUGCUACAAACUUCAUGGUUUUCCUCAAAAUUUCAAGUUUGGAAAUAAGAAUGUGCGGAUUGCUGCUAAUGUGCUUUCUUCUGCGGAUCCAAAAUCUUAUGGUGGUCCUGACACUGCUCUUUCCCCAAAUACAAUUACUCCAGAACAAUACGAGCAGAUCAUGAAUAUUCUUCAAAAUGUUCAGGUUGAUGAUCCACAGAAUCAGAAUCAGUCCGUCUCUAGUGCAACUAAUUUUACAGGUAUACUGCCUAUUAUUCUCUCUCAAUCUACAGGAGUUGUGCUUGUCUAAGUAGUGUGCUAAAUUCUGAUACUUGGAUUUUAGAUUCUGGAGCAUCAGA
Nicotiana attenuata is the source of this 1132-nucleotide messenger RNA. RefSeq lists its product as uncharacterized. Bases 1 to 1083 code for a protein of 360 amino acids. NCBI's taxonomy places the organism in Eukaryota, Viridiplantae, Streptophyta, Magnoliopsida, Solanales, Solanaceae. The record is from RefSeq and is a predicted model, not a curated record. The transcript has 3 exons.